UUGUGCCGUCGAAACAAUCCCCCAAGUCUUUGCGAAUUGCGAUCCGCAACACAGACCGAUCAAUUUCGAAGAACCAAUCCAUCUCUUGAGUCUCUCCCCGUCUCCACCGAGAAGUCCGCGGGAUCUCUCAGCAGCAACCAUGGCGACGAGGACGCUGGAGCUGACGCUGAUCUCGGCCAAGGAUCUCAAGGAGGUGAACCUGCUCUCCAAGAUGGAGGUCUACGCCGUGGUGUCGCUCUCCGGCGACCCCCGCUCGCGGCAGCGGAUCCAGGCCGACCGCACCGGCGGCCGGAACCCCACCUGGAACGCCACGCUCCGCUUCACCGUCCCCGCCAGCGGCGCGGGAUCCCUCCACGUACUCCUCCGCGCCGAGCGCGCCCUCGGCGACCGCGACGUCGGCGAGGUCCACAUCCCGCUCUCCGAGCUCCUCUCCGGCGCCCCCGACGGCCCCGUCCCCGCCAAGUUCGUCGCCUACCAGGUCCGCAAGAUCUCCUCCGCCAAGCCCCAGGGAGUCCUCAACUUCUCAUACAAGCUCGGCGAGGUCACCCAAUCGGCCGGCGGGUACGCUCCCACCCCCGCCCAGUCCGCCUACACCCAGCCUCCGCCGGCCGCCGCCUACCCGCCUUCCUCCGCCUACCCGCCGGCAGGCAAGGCCGAUGCGUACCCGCCUCCCUCCGCCUACCCGCCGGCAGCCAAGGCCGACGCGUACCCGCCUCCCUCCGCCUACCCGCCGGCCGCCAAGGCCGACGCGUACUCACCUCCCACCGCCUAUCCGCCCACCGGCAAGGCCGACGCGCCGGCAACCGCUUAUCCGCCCCAAUCCGGCUACCCGCCAGCCUCGGGCAAGCCGGCAAAGGCAGGUGAACCAGUGACAGCCUACCCUGCCGCCGGCCCCAGCACCGCGGCGCCCUACGCCGCUCCUCAGCCGCAGUACGGGUACGGCUACCCACCGCAGCAGCCCGCCGGCUACGGCUACCCGCCCCCGCCGCCGCAAGCCGGGUACGGAUACGGUUACCCGCCGCAGGCCGGGUACGGGUACCAGCAGCAGGCCGUGAAGCCGCAGAAGAAGAAGAACAACUUCGGGAUGGGGCUCGGGGCCGGGCUGCUCGGAGGCGCCGUCGGCGGGCUCCUGAUCGGGGACAUGAUGUCGGACGCGUCGGCGUACGAUGCCGGCUACGACGCCGGGUUCGACGACGGCGGCUUUGAUUUCUAGAGCGCUCCGAUGAGGAUAUCGCCGCAGAGGUCUUCAGUUUUUUUGGAUUUUCCUUUGUGAUAUGUUUUGUUUGUACUACUCACCUAACUGUCAGGACCAAAUCAAAUUAUGCAUCUUACUAGCUGAUACGGUAAUGUAAAUAUGAAUCACAGUUUUGUUUUGUUUUUUGCUCUGAUUUGCACCGAACUUCAACCUCUUUCUGUUCCAAAAAGAUGAAAGAAAGAACAUUCAAAGUUCUAUC
Molecule: messenger RNA, 1454 nt
Organism: Setaria italica (foxtail millet)
Lineage: Eukaryota; Viridiplantae; Streptophyta; Magnoliopsida; Poales; Poaceae
Product: protein SRC2
Exons: 1
Coding region: 140-1213 (357 amino acids)
Biological process (GO): defense response
Source: RefSeq, a predicted model, not a curated record